Messenger RNA from Acipenser ruthenus (sterlet), 1791 nucleotides. It is a transcript of the gene cdpf1, whose product is annotated as cysteine rich DPF motif domain containing 1. The record is from RefSeq and is a predicted model, not a curated record. The transcript is spliced from 6 exons. The coding region runs from base 759 to 1106 and encodes 115 amino acids. Lineage: Eukaryota; Metazoa; Chordata; Actinopteri; Acipenseriformes; Acipenseridae.
CGCUUGCCUUUGUUACUGAGGUAUAAACACUAUUUCACGUUGUGCUGGUUUUAUUUAAAAUAUUGCGAUGCAGUCUACUAUCAUUUGGAGUUUCGUUUAUCUUUUUUAUUUUUGUGGUCAUGCGUUCUCCCAGCUUCCGAUUAGCGAACCGACAGGUUGCCCCGUUAGUGUUAUUGAGGGCGAAGUGCACACCAAGAUGGAUACAGAAACCUUUUUCCCCUGCCGUUUUUGGGAGUUCGGCGUGAUUGAGCUACAAAACACCGACUUUAAAUCCACGACGGACGACACAGGUCCACCUCCCUUAUGCACGUGGCAACAACAAAGCCAAUUAAUUAAAACAACCACCGAAUGGUUCGGGAAAGAGGUAAUUACCACCUCCAAUCAAUCUUUAAUCACGAUUGACUGCACUGUUGAUUUUUGCCAAUACCCACAAUGCAGGCUUCAAAGAAUAGCCAUAUCUAUAAUUUCUCAGCGCGUAUCUGACAUGUUUCUAUUAAACGAGUUUGCAUAUGAGUUUGACAUCACAAGGAUUGCUUGGUGUGCUGCUUUGAAGAGUUCAGCCUGGUUUUACGAAUUCAGCGCUCCAGAUGCAACGCCUGAAAUUCUUCUUAAGGUAAACUGUAUAGAUGGAGUUCAAUACACAAUGUAUGCUACUGUGACAGGACGGCAGAGUGGACGACGUCCCCAGACCAGGAAGUUGACACACACAUACAGCUGAAAACCUUUUUUGCCUACUCAUAUGGGAGACAGUGCUAACGAUGGAGUACAGUGGGGAAGGAAGCGCACAAGGAGUAUUCAGUUGCGAGCUCUGUGGGUUGUCCACACCUUUCAGUUAUUACGGACAGAAGCCUCCAAACACCAGCUCUAUUGUCUUACUGGAGGAGUGCUACGUGAUGAAGGAUCCCUUCAGCCCUGAGAAGGAGAAGUUCCUGGUCAUCGGUUCGCACUGCAGUUUGUGCAGGAAGCGGGUUUGUGUUGGGACGGAAUGUAGCCUGUUCUACACAAAGCGUUUUUGUCUGCAGUGCAUCAAAAUGCAUUUGGAAGAAUUUCCCCAGGAAGUGCAGCAAGAACUGACAAAGAGAAAAUCUGUUCAGAAGAAUGACUAAUGAAAAACAAAAUAAGGGACUAUAAAGGAACACCAAGAGCUGGAGUACUGUAGUAGGAUGUCUAAACAAAAUGUAUGUCAAGCUGGUCCAUUACAGCUCAGCUCUCUGUCUGUCUGCCUGUUGAAAAAUAGCUUUUUGACACCAUACUCUAUUGUUUGUUGCAGGAACAGCCUGUAGACAAAUGUAUGACCUUUUUAGUGUUUGCUGUUAUCUGUGUGAUUGGUGGUUGUAUGAUUUAAUACAGGAGAUAGAACUGUGUUCCAAACCAAUCAGAAUCAACAUGUCCUAGUUUGUCUUGGAAGCCCAUCUUGGAUAAACGACCUUGAAGUUCCUCUGAACUUAACUAAUGUUGAAUUUUCUGGCACACUGGAAAAAUUAUAUUUAAAAAAUGCCAAGGUCAUUGUGUGUUUUUCAUCUACAAAAGUUUUCACAUUUUUGGUUGCCAAUACAUUCCGGGCAGAGAAAAAGCAAUGAAAUUAUCCUGAAUGCUAUGCACAUUUAAACAAGAACUGAGCCACCUGUCAGUUUAUAUGUAUGGCUUGUGUUCCAGUCGCGGAUUCAGACCAGUUCACAUUGGUUCACGUGAACCAGUCAGAAAACAAAUAUCAAUCCACGUUUUUGACAUUCAAAAUGUAUUUAUUUUAAAUAAAGUAAUAAUCCAAAUGUGAUGCUUUCCUAAAAACUA